CAACGCUUCUCUUAUUUUCUCGGGGAGAUUUACUCGCGCGCGGGAUUAAUUGCCCAGAUAAAAAAGAAAAAACCAAAACACUGGCGGCCAGUCAACUAACCAAAUCACUACUACUCGAAAAGCAAGCCUGAAACCAAAGUCAAAACCAUUCCAAAACCGAAAAAGUUUUUAUCGCGAGUUUUGACCUCGACGUGAAAGUUUCCACCGCUGCGUGCACUUGAUAUAUAUAUAGCAUAUAUGGCGAAUGUGAAGAUUGUGGAGUCCAAGCUGGACAUAUUUCAGGCCCCACAGACCCAUGCCUUGGCCCAUGCCGUGGAGUCAUCCUUUGUGGCGGAACGAGGAUCCCUGGCCUGGCAAUUUGCCCUGAUCUAUGGAGAUGUGGAUGAGCUCAGGCAGAGGCGAGUGGCCAGGGGAAACUGCGCCGUUCUGGAGCAUAACUCCCGAUUCAUAUACUAUCUGGUCACCAAGUCGAAUCUCUAUGAGGCCAGCACUUACGACGACGUCCAGGCCGCUUUGAUCUGUAUGCGGGAACAUAUGCGCAACCACGAGAUCACCAAAGUGGCCAUGCCCCGAGUCUGCUGCGACAAAGACGGCCUCGAGUGGAGGCAAGUGAAGCGUCUGGUGCAGCAAACCUUCUCCCAGAGCGAGUACCCCAUUGAGGUACUCAUCUGUGAGCACGAAGACAUGUCCAAGGAGCUGGCAUCUCCUAAGUGUCAAAUUACAGAGGCCAGGGGAAAUCUAUUCAGCGCCCCAGAGAAUUACGCUUUGGUGCACUCUGUCAGUGCGGAUUUCGCCAUGUGUGCGGGACUAAAUCUGCAGUUCCGCUGCAAAUUUGGCCAUGUGGAUGAGCUGAAGCGUCAGAAUAGGCACACCGGAAAUGUGGCAGUCCUGGAGCAAGAUGGUCGUUAUAUCUACAAUCUGAUAACCAAGGAGCGAAGCCAUGAGAAGUGCACCUAUACUGCUCUUUACUAUGCCCUCCUAGCCAUGCGGGAACAUAUGAGGGAGCAUGGGGUAACCAAGUUAGCCAUUCCCCGCCUGGGCUGCGGCAUCGAUCGUUUGGAUUGGCUGCGCGUGCGCAGUCUUCUGGAUCUGGUUUUCGCUGAGGACAACGUGGACAUCAUAGCCUUCUUCUACACUCCACCUCAAAUGGUCAAAGACACGCUGAACAUCGUUUGUCCCACCUGCAGGCACAUGAAGACCAUCCAGUUGCCAUCGAGAUCCGUCAGCGGUUCAAGGCAAUCCCUUCAUCGCGAAAAGACUCCAUUCUAAAUGAUUUAAAUCCAAUGAGGAAACACUGUAUAUAGCACUCGAAACGGUUUUGCUUGGGACUUGUGGCACCGAAUGCACCAAAUACUUAUAUAGCUGUUAAGAACAUACACCUAAGAGCUUUCAAGGCACGCAAAAUUUAUAUAUUUUUGGGGUAUUUAUAUUAUAUUUACUGUAUUAAUAAACGAAAUAAGCCCUCGAGAGGGUAUUAACCAAA
Drosophila suzukii is the source of this 1483-nucleotide messenger RNA. RefSeq names its product Terminal ADP-ribose protein glycohydrolase 2 (gene Targ2). NCBI's taxonomy places the organism in Eukaryota, Metazoa, Arthropoda, Insecta, Diptera, Drosophilidae. The record is from RefSeq and is a predicted model, not a curated record. Gene Ontology annotation, biological process: peptidyl-glutamate ADP-deribosylation.